This is a messenger RNA of Triticum aestivum (bread wheat), 1933 nucleotides long. RefSeq lists its product as uncharacterized. The transcript has a single exon. NCBI's taxonomy places the organism in Eukaryota, Viridiplantae, Streptophyta, Magnoliopsida, Poales, Poaceae. The coding region runs from base 308 to 1819 and encodes 503 amino acids. The record is from RefSeq and is a predicted model, not a curated record.
ACUUUCAACCCGCACGGGCUCCCGUUCCGUUCGUACCCGCGAUCCACCCCCUUUCAUAUGCGCUCCGCUCCACACCACCACGGAUCUCGCCGGCCCCGUUGCACGCGCCGCGCAGCCUUUCCUUUCCACUCUGCACGCGCCGGCAGCGAACGGUUCCUCCCUACCGUUUGAACGGUUCGGCUCGGAGGCGAACUUGGGCCGGGCCCGCUGCCCAGUCCUCGUUCGUUCGUUCGUUCCACCGAUCGCUGAGUGCCGGACGGAGGUUUUGCUCUGGCCGCAAGGGAGGUUCCCUUGACGGCGGUGGCGGAUGGGGUGCAAGGGGUCGAAGCACGCGCUGCAUGGCGGCGGCGGCGGCGGGGGCGCGUUGGAGCCGCGGAAGUGCGCGUCGGGGCUCGUGGCGCGCCACUCCGUCGCGCUCCGGUCGUCCACGCUCGGCACGCUCAGCCUCGACCGCGCCACGGCCGCUGCGGCGGUUUCUUUCGCCGGAGGGGAGGGCGCGGGGACGGCAGCGAGGUCCGGGAAGGAGGGCGCGGCGGGGAGGUGCCGGUCCUUCGCCGGGUGGUUCCCGGCGUCGCCCAAGGUGGAGCCGGGCCAGCCGGUGAAGCGGCAGAGGCUGGCGCCCCCGCGGACGCCCACCAAGACGCCCGCGCGUGCCCCCGAGGAGAUCAACGUGUGGGAGCUCAUGGACGGGCUCGACGACGACGACGCGGACGAGGAAGAAUACGGCGAUUGCCUGGACGGGCAGGUUCCGUCGGCGUGCGGAUCGCCGGAGUUCGACCCUGACGUCCUGUCGGCGUUCCGGGAGGCGCUCGCCGAGCUGUCGCCUCCUCCUACGGACGCCGACGUCGUGAGCGACGGAGGAGCCGUCGUCAAGGAGGAAAUCGAGGUGUUCGCCGACGUCGCGAGCGACGGAGGAGCCGUCGUCAACAAGGAGGAAAUCCAGGUGUUCACCGACGUCGCGAGCGACGGAGGAACCGUCGUCAACAAGGAGGAAAUCCAGGUGUUCACCGACGUCGCGAGCGACGGAGGAGAGAUCGUCAAGAAGGAGGAAAUCCAGGAGCUCGCCGACGUCGCGAGCGACGGAGGGGCCGUCGUCAAAAAGGAGGAAAUCCAGGUGCUCGCCGACGUCGCGAGCGACGGAGGGGCCGUCGUCAAGAAGGAGGAAAUCCAGGUGUUCGCCGAUGAUGCGAGCGACGGAGGAGCCAUCGUCAAGAAGGAGGAAAUCCAGGUGUUCGCCGGCGUAGUGCGGGCGCGACUCGACGUGCUCCAGGGAAGGAUCGACAGCAGGUCACAAAAGAAUCCCCCGCCGCCGCCGGAGAGCGCGAGGCGGGUGGUCGUGUACCUGACGAGCCUCCGCGGCAUCCGGCAGACGUACGAGGACUGCUGGGCGGCGAGCACCAUCCUGUCCAGCUACGGCGUGCACGUGGACGAGCGCGACCUGUCGAUGCACGCGGGGUACAAGGAGGAGCUGCGCGACGCGCUCGGCGCAGGCGCCCUCGCCGGCGUGCUGCCGCAGGUGUUCGUCGACGGGUGGCACCUGGGCGGCGCCGAGGAGGUCCGGCGCAUGCACGAGUCCGGGGAGCUGGCGGAGGCCCUCGAGGCCUGCGAGGCGGCGCCGGGCGCUGCCGCCGGCGGGAAAGAGGGGCCGGGAGGCUUCGCUGCGGAGCCGUGCGGCGGGUGCGGGGGCGCGCGGUUCGUGCCGUGCGACGUCUGCUCCGGCAGCUGCAAGGUGUUCGUCGAGGACGAGGACGGUCCCGGGGCGUUCAGGCGGUGCCCGGACUGCAACGAGAACGGGCUACUGAGAUGUCCAAUCUGUUAAUGGAACCACUCCCUGUAAACUGCUUGGAUUUGUUGUUGUUGUUGUUUUUAGUGUGCCUUCUCUGUAGCUAAUAUCGAUGUGUUCAUCCAAAAAAUGGUACAGAGUUAAACAAAA